AUGCCCUCCUACGGACGCCAGCGCCCUCAGAGACCAUCCGCAGGGGCUGCGGCGCGUCUAGGGGGCCCUCUCAGGGACAAUGAUAUCCCCAGGACCCCUCCCAGGGACGUAGUUGCUCGCAGGGGCCAUCCCAGGGGCCCUACAAUAGGCGCCUUCUCCCAGGAGCCCUAUUCUUUGCUUGGUCGUGGUGUCGGGCAGCAGCGCACCCAGUCGCCCUCCUUAGCAUGGGCGCCGACUCCAGGGGCCCUGCCAAAGGCCUCAGCGCCCCCAGGGGCCCUGCCAAGUGCCUCAGCGCCCCCGGGACCCCUACCAGGGGCAAUGGAGGCCCUCCCAGGGAUUUCGGCAUCCCCAGGGGCCCCUCCCAGGGGCGGUGGCGCUCCCAGUAACGAAGGCAAUCUCAAGGUCCCUUCCAGGUGCGGCGGUGCCCCUAGAUGCCCUCCUACGGACGACAGCGCCCUCAGGGACCCUCUCAGGGACAAUGAUAUCCCCAGGACCUCUCCCAGGGACGUAGUUACUCGCAGGGGCCCUCCCAGGGGCCCUACAAUAGGCGCCUUCUCCCAGAAGCCCUAUUCUUUGCUUGGUCGUGGUGUCUGCAAAAACAACUGCUCUCAGGGACCCUCAACGGACAGUGCUCCCUGGGGCUCUCUCACUUGCCCUGACAGAUGCAGUGCCCCCAGGGAAUCUUUCAAGGUGUCGGCGCCCCCGGGGAAUCUCCCAAGGGACGGCAAUCCCAGGGGCCCUGCCAUGGGCGUCAACUCCCCCAGAAACCCUCCCAGGGGUAACGGAGGCCCUUCCAGGGAUGGCGGUUUCCCUAUGGGCCCUCACAGGAACGGUGGUGCUCUCAGGGACGAAGGCGACCCCAAGGUCCUUUCCAGGUGUCGCGAUGCCCCCAGGUGCCCUCCCAAUGACGCCAGUGCCCCCAAAUGA
Homarus americanus (American lobster) is the source of this 927-nucleotide messenger RNA. Its product is annotated as translation initiation factor IF-2-like. The transcript is spliced from 4 exons. Lineage: Eukaryota; Metazoa; Arthropoda; Malacostraca; Decapoda; Nephropidae. The record is from RefSeq and is a predicted model, not a curated record. The coding region runs from base 1 to 927 and encodes 308 amino acids.